Messenger RNA from Aphidius gifuensis, 3297 nucleotides. RefSeq names its product E3 ubiquitin-protein ligase Bre1 (gene Bre1). Gene Ontology annotation, cellular component: HULC complex; nucleus. The transcript has 8 exons. Gene Ontology annotation, molecular function: ubiquitin protein ligase activity; metal ion binding. The record is from RefSeq and is a predicted model, not a curated record. Bases 317 to 3220 code for a protein of 967 amino acids. Lineage: Eukaryota; Metazoa; Arthropoda; Insecta; Hymenoptera; Braconidae.
UGUAUCAACGCCAACUUCAUGAUUAAAGACUGUUUUAAUGGCGUCCACAAUCAAUCUACAAAAAUUAAACUUCCAUUUCAGCGUCUUCCUAUCAAUUGAAAUGUAAUUUAAAUGUUGAUAAUAUUAUCAAUAAUAACUGGUGAAUAUUCAUCAUCAAUAAAACAAUAUAAUUUUUUAUUAUUUCAAUAACAAUAAUGAGACACAGGUAACGUUAAUUUGUAGCUGAGCAAUCGAUUAAUUGUCUCUUCGUCUUCAUCAUUUUUCCAUUAAAAAAAAAAAACAUUAAAAGAUAAAACUGAUUUAUUAAAUAGUCAAAAUGUCGAAACGUUCGGCAGACACUGGGGAUAUGUCCUCACAACCCCCAAUUAAAAAAGUACAAUUUGAACCAACUUUAAUUGGUCCAAUAUCAACCCUCGAAGAGAUGGACAUGAAAGUACUACAAUUUCAAAAUAAAAAACUAGCUCAGCGUUUGGAGCAACGUCAUCGAAUGGAAGCUGAACUUCGUCAACGAAUUGAACAAUUAGAAAAACGUCAAACUCAAGAUGAUGCUGUAUUAAAUGUUGUUAAUCGUUAUUGGAAUCAAUUAAAUGAAGAUAUACGUGUUCUAUUACAACGUUUUGAUGCUGAAACAGCUGAUGAAUCAGAAAAUAAAAAUGAAUCAGAAGCAACAACAUCAUUUCUCAUGCAAUUAUCAUCUUGGGACAAAGAAGAACUUGAUGAUAAAUUAGCACAUCGUGUACAAGUAUCAAAACGUGCUGUAUCAAAAGUUGUACAAGCAUUUGAUCGUUUAUCACAAAGAAAUGAAAAAAUAACACUUGCAUUAAAAGGUGAAUAUGAAGGUGAUGAAGCACCAAAUAUUGAUGAAACAGUACGUAAAGCAAAUGCUGAAAUACAAACUGAAAAUCGUAGUUUACAAGCAAUUAAUAUACAGCUACAUGAAAAAUAUCAUACAAUGUCAUUAAAAAUGUCAGAAUUACAAGAUACAAUAACUGGUAAAGAUACAUUAUCAGCUGAAUUAAGAAAUCAAGUUGAUGAUUUACAAUAUGAAUUAAAUAAAGUACGUGCACGUAAUGAUAAGUUGGAGCAUCAUCUUGGUGAAGCAAUUGAAAAAUUAAAAGCAUUUCAACAAAUACAUGGUAAUGAUGAAAAAGGUAAUAAUAAAUCAACAACAUUAGUAUCAUCAUCAGUACCACAAACAAAACUUGAUGAUUUACAACGUGAACUUGAAGAAACACGUGAACUUGCUAAUAAUCGUUUACAAGAACUUGAUAAAUUACAUCAACAACAUCGUGAUAUACUUAAAGAAGUUGAAAAAUUAAAAAUGGAUAUACGACAAUUACCAGAAUCUGUUAUUGUUGAAACAACUGAAUAUAAAUGUUUACAAUCACAAUUUUCAGUUUUAUAUAAUGAAUCAAUGCAAUUAAAAACCCAGCUAGAUGAUACAAGACAACAAUUACAAUCAAGUAAAAAUUCACAUUUACGUCAUAUUGAAAUGAUGGAAAGUGAAGAAUUAAUGGCACAAAAAAAAUUACGUGGUGAAUGUAUACAACUUGAAGAUGUACUUGCACAAUUACGUAAAGAAUAUGAAAUGUUAAGAAUUGAAUUUGAACAAAAUUUAGCAGCAAAUGAACAAACUGGACCAAUUAAUCGUGAAAUGCGUCAUUUAAUAACAUCAUUACAAAAUCAUAAUCAACAAUUAAAAGGUGAAGCACAACGUUAUAAAAAAAAAUAUAAAGAAUCAUCUAUUGAAGUGACAAAAUUAAAAAAAGAAAAAGAAGAUUUAAGUACAAAAUUAGGACAUUAUACUAGCCAAGAUUGUAAAGAAGGUAAUUUAUCUGAUUGUAGUGGUAAAGAUGAUGAUGGUUUAGGUGCAAUUGGUUGUUCAAUGUUAAUUAAAGAUGAAAUUGGUAUUAAAAAAGAAUUAGCAACUGAUGAAGAAGCUGAUAUUGGUGAUAAUGGUGAUGGUGAAAGUAGUAAUAAAAUUAAUUGUGAUGGACAAUCAUUAACAUCACCAACAUUAAAAAAAGAAAAAAUUGAUAUUAAAAAAGAAAAAGAUAUUAAAAAAGAGGGUAAUAUUAAAACUGAACAUCGUGAUAGAUCAAAAGAUUCUAAAAUUGCUGAAUCAGAAAUUGUCAGAGAACUUCGUGGUCAAUUAAAAAAAACAGUCAACGAAAUGAAAGAAAUGAAAUUAUUAUUAGACAUGUACAAAGGUGUUGGUAAAGAACAACGUGAUAAAGUACAAUUAAUGGCAGCUGAACGUAAAACACGUGCUGAACUUGAAGAUCUACGUCAACAAUUAAAAAAAAUACAAACGUUCGAAUUGCAGGAAAACAAACGAGAGGAAAGAAAAAAAUUAGCUGACGAGGAUGCUCAAAUAAAAAUUAAAAAAUUGGAAGAACAAACGUAUACACUUCAGCGUCAAGUUGCAUCACAAAAACAGAAUUGCGUUUGGCUACAGGAGGAAGAAGCCUUGUUAAGUGAAAUGGAAGUUACUGGACAAGCAUUUGAAGAUAUGCAAGAACAAAAUUCACGUUUAAUUCAACAAUUACGUGAAAAAGAUGAUGCAAAUUUUAAAUUAAUGACUGAAAGAAUAAAAAGUAAUCAAUUACAUAAAUUAGCUAGAGAAGAAAAAGAAGUUUUAAAAGAACAAGUUAUAACAUUAACAACACAAGUUGAAGCAGCAAAUGUUGUUGUUAGAAAACUUGAAGAAAAAGAACGUUUAUUACAAAAUUCAUUAGCAACUGUUGAAAAAGAAUUAGCACUUAGACAACAAGCUAUGGAAAUGCAUAAACGUAAAGCUAUUGAAAGUGCACAAUCAGCUGCUGAUUUAAAACUUCAUUUAGAAAAAUAUCAUUCACAAAUGAAAGAAGCACAACAAGUUGUUGCUGAAAAAACAAGUUCACUAGAAGCUGAAGCAUAUAAAACAAAAAGACUUCAAGAGGAAAUUGCACAAUUACGUAGAAAAGUUGAAAGAAUGAAAAAAAUUGAAUUAGCUGAAACACUUGAUGAAGUUAUGGCUGAAGAACUUCGAGAGUACAAAGAGACAUUAACGUGUCCAUCAUGUAAAGUUAAACGUAAAGAUGCAGUAUUAACAAAAUGUUUUCAUGUUUUUUGUUGGGAUUGUUUACGUACACGUUAUGAAACAAGACAAAGAAAAUGUCCAAAAUGUAAUUGUGCAUUUGGUGCAAAUGAUUAUCAUCGUUUAUAUUUAUCAACGUGAGUCCAAAAAAAAAAAAGAAAGAAAAACCUAAUUGAAUUAUUGAAAAUUAAUUAAAUCAUUAUUAUAAUUAAAUACAA